This is a messenger RNA of Cynoglossus semilaevis (tongue sole), 2173 nucleotides long. Its product is annotated as tubby protein homolog. Gene Ontology annotation, cellular component: cilium. The transcript has 10 exons. Lineage: Eukaryota; Metazoa; Chordata; Actinopteri; Pleuronectiformes; Cynoglossidae. Bases 785 to 2149 code for a protein of 454 amino acids. Gene Ontology annotation, biological process: protein localization to cilium. The record is from RefSeq and is a predicted model, not a curated record.
CCUCCUUCUGUCUUUUUAUUUUUAUUCAAACAGAUUGAACCUUAUUCUUUAUUUUAAUUCUGUUUAUCCUUGCUUGGACAUGGAGAACGCUGACAUGAGACAACAGAAACUGGACAACCAGGUAAAACACAUGGUUUUUUAUAAUAUUCUAAAGAUGUUCAACAUAUUUUUGGUUUGCUGGACAAGAGAAAUUGAAACAUACUAAAGAACCUAUUUUUUUAAUAUCCUUUUAAUAAGUGCAGAAUAACAAGGGUGGUGGUUUUUACAUUGCACAAUAAGAUGAACUGGGGAUGUACAAUCCAUGAACACGGGGGGCGGGGGGGUAGUCUGACCGCACUCAGUCAGACUUUGAAGACCCCUGGUCAUUCAUCAUUACAGUUGUGUUUUCAUCCUGUGUUCACAGCGAACACUUCUGAUGAAAAAGCAGCAGAAGAAGAGGACUGACACCCAAAUGGUGACGGACACUCGGGACAGUCGCCAGAAGAAAAGAAAGCACAAGCCUAUUGGCUCUGAUGAAACAGUUCUGCUCAUCAGCCAAUCUCUGAGCAGCAUGUCCCUCAGUGGUGAGUGGUCGUGCAGCAUGUUAUUAACUGUUUCAGGAAAGGAUAUGUGAAAAUGUGCACAAAGUAUUCGAGUAACUUGAAAUCUCACAUUUAUUCCUGCAGAUCAAGUGGAGCACGCUCAUGACAACCCUGUGGAUGAAAUCACUCUGGGCGAAUGCAAUCUGACCACAAGCGUCACAUUAGAGGAGCUGCCCGUGGAGAAGCCCUUCUCUCCGAAGAAGAUGGAUUUGGACAUUGAGGAAGACUCUGAGGUAAAGUGUGAAGAAGAUGAGGAGGAGGAUGCUUCUACGCUCACAAUAACGCCAAAGGAUGUGAGGAAGGACCAACCUGAGCACAACAGCGAGGUGGAUCAGAACAGAAAACAAGAUGAAGGUGAGACUGAGGAGAAAAAGACAAAGACGAAGAACAAAGCCAGAGAAUGUGACAGCACACAGAAGACGAACAAGACAACCAGAUCACAGAAAAGAAGGCAGUUAAAGGAGGCUUUGAAUGAAAAGACAGAGAUAGACUCAGGAAGUCCAAAGACAAAACAACAAGACCACAGUGAUGAUGAUGAUGAUGACGACGAGGAAGAAGGUUCUCGUAGGUCUGUCCAUAAAUUGUCUAAAAGGAAAGGACAGUUGGACACAUCCAGAUGCCAAAUAAGUGAUGAAAGUAAAGAUGAAGAAGUUCAGGAAAAGGAGAAAAAGGGGAAAAAGAAAAAGGAAGUAGAGAAAACCACACCGAGUCUGGCAUCGCUGAACUCCAACUAUAGGGAGAAUUCAUCCUCAGAGAGUGAAAGCCAUGAAAGAACAAUGUCUCCGAUGUCUUUGGAGGACCUAGAGAAGUUUGCUUUAUGGCCUGCUCCACGAGACGUUACCAUACAGUGCAGGAUCACAAGAGACAGGAGGGGCAUGGAGAAGGGCAUUUACCCGACCUAUUACCUCCACAUGGAGAAGGAGGAUGGAAAGAGGGUGUUUCUGAUGGCGGGCAGGAAAAGGAAAAAGUGCAAGACAUCCAACUACCUCAUCUCCACAGACCCGACUAAUCUAUCCAGAGACACUAACUGCUAUAUAGGAAAACUAAGGUCAAAUGUCCUGGGAACUAAGUUCACAGUCUAUGAUGAAGGAGAAAACCCUGACAAAAAGCCUUUCAUUAAAGAGUGUGAAUCUGUGCGACAGGAGCUGGCAGCCAUUUGCUACGAAACAAAUGUGUUAGGCUUCAGGGGUCCAAGGAAAAUGACAGUGAUCAUCCCUGGGAUGCUGGAGAAUGACGAAAGAGUCUCAAUCCGGCCAAAGAAUGAGCAGGAAACUCUGCUGACCCGCCACGCUAAUGGCAACACAGACAAACUGGUGACUCUGAUGAACAAAUCUCCGAGCUGGAAUGACCAGACCCAGUCUUAUGUGCUGAACUUCCAUGGACGUGUCACCCAGGCCUCAGUCAAGAACUUUCAAAUCAUCCAUCCUGAUAAUGAUGACUACAUAGUGAUGCAGUUUGGCCGAGUCGCAGAGGACGUCUUCUCUAUGGACUACAGUUUCCCCAUGUGUGCCCUCCAAGCUUUUGCCAUCACUCUGUCAUCCUUUGAUGGCAAACUGGCAUGUGAAUGACUAAUACUAGUGUUGCUAACUGUA